GUUAUUUCGAAAUGGACCCAGAUACAAUUUAUAAGGCUUUACGCCCUGUGCCAGAGUUCGAUGGCAACCCGAACGUCCUUACGAGGUUCAUUAGAAUAUGCGAUCAGUUAGUUAUAAAUUAUAUUAAGAACGAAGCAGGCGCGGAAUUAAAUAAUUUGUGUCUCUUAAACGGUAUUUUAAAUAAAAUUACUGGUAAUGCUGCUAGAACAAUAAAUUCGAACGGAAUACCCGAGAGUUGGCAGGGUGUCCGUAAUGCCCUUAUCAAUAAUUUCUCAGACCAAAGGGACGAGACAGCACUCUAUAAUGACCUUUCUUUACUUAAAUUUACUAUUAUCAAUAUCAACGAUCAAACCAAAGGACAACCCUUACUGAUAACAGAUAUACCUUACGACUACCAAGUUAACCGCCCCAUGCAAAUGCCACAUAUAAAACUUAAUUCAAUAAAUCUAAAGGGGCUAAAUGACAUCGAAGAUAAGAUCCUAAUGCAGCAACCAAUUAAAAUAGACCAUAUUAACAACCAAUUGUACCACACGACUAUACCAUUCUAUGGAAUACUAUUGAGCGCAGCUAUACUGACUUCUAUAAUUAUUAUAUGGCGUAGUAACCUUUGUACGCGACUGAAAAUUAAGAAUCCCGCAAGUAAAGAUGAAACAUCAACUGAAAAUCGUAUCAACGAGUCUCCUGAAGAAGUAGAGCAUCGGAGCCCGAAGUCAGCAACAUUUUCGCUCCAAGUUCUCAAAUAGUUGCCGAUUUGAGGGCGGAGAUGUUAGAUAAACUGUAACUAUGAAACAUGC
Messenger RNA from Hyposmocoma kahamanoa, 794 nucleotides. RefSeq lists its product as uncharacterized. The record is from RefSeq and is a predicted model, not a curated record. Lineage: Eukaryota; Metazoa; Arthropoda; Insecta; Lepidoptera; Cosmopterigidae. Bases 12 to 743 code for a protein of 243 amino acids. The transcript is spliced from 2 exons.